Siniperca chuatsi (mandarin fish) is the source of this 1090-nucleotide messenger RNA. Its product is annotated as protein NATD1-like. The coding region runs from base 84 to 470 and encodes 128 amino acids. The transcript is spliced from 3 exons. NCBI's taxonomy places the organism in Eukaryota, Metazoa, Chordata, Actinopteri, Centrarchiformes, Sinipercidae. The record is from RefSeq and is a predicted model, not a curated record.
UGGUCUUGUGUGCAUGUGGCGCCCCCUAGUGGACAGUCUGUACAGUCACUGCUACAUGCUGCUCAGUGUCCUUUCAUGUAUAAAUGAUCUUUAAAAUGUUUUCCAGACUCACUGCGUUAACUCUCCGACUGAAGUCUUAUCCGACCGCCUUCAGUGCGCCGAGCUGCAGUUUAUUGGUGGAACAUGACCGACACAACCAGCGCUUUACCGUCACUCCGGGCAGCGGGGCUGCAGGGUCCCGCGACUGUGCGGUACUGCAGUACAGGUUCACCGGGGACAAGGAGGUGGACCUAAUGUCAACCUAUGUACCAGAGACAUUUAGGGGCCAAGGUGUCGCUGCACUGCUGUCACAGGCUGCCAUGGACUUUCUGGUUGAAGAAAACCUUAAGGCUCAUGUCUCCUGUUGGUAUAUAAAGAAGUACAUUGAGGGCCACCCACUACAACAUUAUAAAGAACUUGUCAUCACUUGACUGCAGCCUGUUUGUCCAGUACAGCCUGGGAUGCUACCUCAAAUCAACUACAACCUCAUGCACUUUACCGUACAGGACUACAGAGGCCAAAAGGAGGAUGCAAAGCUCCUUGAGCUGUACAAUCGACAGCAUCUAAAAGUCAUGGUUAUGAAUAGUGAUCGUUUUACUGUGGAUAUUAUACAAAUACCUGCUCAAACUCAAAUUUAGCCACAGAAUAAUUCAGAUUAUUUUUAAAUGGGACACAAAUUUAAUGCCUGGUAAAUAUGAGUAAAGUUAGUGUUGAUUUUAUUUUUUUUGUCAACCUGAAACCAGACAGUUUAUCCUUUUUUUUUUUUUUAUAUCAGAUUGCAUUUUUUUUAAUCUUGUGUCUGUUAUCAGCCUGCCAUAUUUUCUAGUAGUAGUAGUAGUAAUAUUUAUUAAUUAUUCAAUGUUGGGACAAGACAUUGAAAUUUAUAUAAAUAUAUCAAUAUUUAUCAAUGCAUAAUGUUGGGAUAUUGAUAAUGUCUGCACACUUUUUAAGUUUUUAAGCACUUUUUCAAGUUUAGUAAAUGUAAUAUUGAGGGUAAAACUUGCCAAGACCUAUUUGUUGACAAUUAAAACAUGAUCUUUUCUUCACUUAA